Messenger RNA from Chondrus crispus (carragheen), 1505 nucleotides. Its product is annotated as Sulfate adenylyltransferase, ATPS. The transcript has 2 exons. The record is from RefSeq and is a predicted model, not a curated record. Gene Ontology annotation, molecular function: sulfate adenylyltransferase (ATP) activity. Bases 1 to 1260 code for a protein of 419 amino acids. NCBI's taxonomy places the organism in Eukaryota, Rhodophyta, Florideophyceae, Gigartinales, Gigartinaceae.
AUGGCCACCAUUUCCCCCGUUCAUGGAGGCGGCGAACUCGUCGACCGCUAUGUCACCGAGCUCGCCGAUGCUGAGACUCUCCCCAAGGUCGUCGUCAAUGAUGUUGACAUGACCUCUUUGUACCGUAUCGCUGACGGAACCCUCUCCCCGCUCACUGGACCAAUGGUCAAGGACGACUAUGACACUGUCCUCAAUGGCAAGCACAUUGUUCGCGACGGCAAGAAGUGGGCCUGGGCCAUCCCUAUCUGCCUUCCCGUCACCGCCGAGGAGGCCCGAUCUGCUCCCGAAGGCGCCAAAGUUGCCCUCUUCUCCGAAUCCCAGUCCAAGGUCUUCGGUAUCCUCAGUGUCAGCUCCUUGUUCGAAUGGGACAAGGCCGCCUUCAUCAAGUCGGUCUAUGGCACAGAGCGUGUCGAUCACCCGGGUGCCCGCCUGUGGAUGAACGACGAUCGCUCCACGUUCAUCGGUGGGGAACUCUCCGUCCUUCCGUAUGACGACCCUCGCGAAUUCAAGGACAACAUCUUCAGCCCCUCUAAGAUGCGCGCCUACCUUGCCGAGAAGGGCUACGGCGCCUCCAUCGCUUUCCAGACCCGCAACCCUCUCCAUCGCGCUCACGAGUACGCCCUCGUCUACGGUGCCGAGUCUCUCUUGCGCGCUGUCGGCGAUGAGAAGAAGGUUGGCGUCUUCCUCAACCCGCUCGUCGGACAGCUCAAAGGCGAUGACGUUCCGGCCAAGACUCGCAUGCAGACCUAUGCCCGACUUCUAGAUGGCGGUUUCUUGGGAGAAGGCGAUAUGGAUGAGGAGCUCUGGAAGGCCAAGAAGCAGAACCUCAAGGAGCAGGUCAAGCUGGCCGGUUUGGACAUGCGCAUGUUCUACGGUGGCCCUUCCGAGGCUGUCAUGCAUGCUAUCUACCGCCAGAACCUCGGUAUCACCCACUUUAUCAUCGGACGUAAGCACGCUGAUGCCCCGUAUGAUGACAAGUCUGCCAUCUGGGGAGACUUCGACGCUCAGGAGAUCUUCCAGAACCUUGAGGGUGAGCUCAGCAUUAAGACUGUCAACGUUGGUUUCGCUGCCUACUUUGAGGAACUCAGCCGCGUCGCACUUGUUGCCGAUAACAAGGACAAGAAAUCUGUCAGUAUCUCGGGGACUAAGGUUCGUGAGAUGCUUAACCGCGGGGAGAAGCCAGAUGAGCGCGUCAUGCGCCCAUCCACCGCUGAGGUCCUGAUCCAGUACUACAAUGAAAAGAACGCUGCCAAGAACUGAGCGCACUUAUUGUUUUUGUCUCGGUGCCCGCCGCCACCCUUGACUGUGCCACCGUGCAUAGGGGGUGCCCCGGUGGCCUUUUUUUGCAAGAUGAAAAUGGAUUUGUAAUGUCAUAUACAGCCGCAUUAAGCCGAUCCUGCCUUACCAAAUAAAGAGUCGUUUUGCAGUCACCUCUAUUAUUCUGACUUCUGAGGCCUCUCCUGUGGCACUGGAGAGCGUAGAAUAAAGUUGUGCCACGAGAAGCA